Molecule: messenger RNA, 2704 nt
Organism: Nematostella vectensis (starlet sea anemone)
Lineage: Eukaryota; Metazoa; Cnidaria; Anthozoa; Actiniaria; Edwardsiidae
Exons: 5
Coding region: 702-1325 (207 amino acids)
Source: RefSeq, a predicted model, not a curated record
CCUUAAAAGGAGGUGUUCGUAAAUGCUCGUUUAAGCAUCACUCUACAAAUAAACACACUCCCUAAGGCGUAAGAUAAAGUGGAACCUGGAUUUUACUAUAAACUCGAUUUUCCAAUGACAUUCUUUUUUUCCCGCAGGAAAUACAGUGAAAUGGUUAAGAAAUUACCUCGAUUUUACGAUAUCGAAUACAACGAUAUUCUCGUUUUUACGAUACAAAUCUGUUCUCCUGAGCGCAGUGUAAUUUUAACCUCGAUACAACGAUAAUAUUACUGAUUCGGUCUAUCAUCAUAACUACUUACUAACCGAGAGUGAGGUCACGCAGUGGAAAUAUCAAACCUCGGCUUUGGCGUAUCGACCGAGGCUUUGUGAGGUCGAUGCGCCAAAGCCGAGGUUUGAUAUUUCCCGGUAUGACCGAACGGUCGAGGUUUGUAAGUUGUUUAUUAUAUGGCUUUAUAAAAUGAAACUGACAAGAAAACAAAUUAACUUUCGCUUUCGCGCGAAUAUUCGAUUAGUUUAUCGAUCCAUUUCAAAAAGGCGGGAAAACAAGAAACACUCGCGCGCUGCCAAAUCAAAAAUUCAAAUUAGUAAAAAGAUUCAACAACAAGUAAUAGGACGACUUUUGGAAGCUACAGGUUUUAUCAUAGGUGAAGUUGAUCCAAACAAUAACAAAGAAAGCUGAGUUGUCAGUCUUCACGGCAUGAAUGGACUGUUUAGUUCGAAAACUCCACGAGUUUGACUUGAGACAAAUUUUAAUAAAGAAUGUCGCUGCUCGCUUGGGCUUCCUGUGGUAUACAAACAUGGCGGACAAAAACAUCAAGGCCAAGCGAACUGUGGCUAUGCCUGUUGAUGGCAGCCAACGAAGCAAGGAUGCAUUCAUUUGGUUUUGUAAGCAUAUCAUCCAAGAAGGCGACCAUGUGCUGUUGAUACACGUUUGGUUUGUUCCAAGUUUUAAUCAUGACCGUCUUACAUGGCCAGCAAUAAAGGGGCCCUAUGAGGAUUGGAUGUAUGACAAAAGAGUAGCAGAAGAUUCAGUUGAUGAGAUGCUGGAUUGGUAUAUUUCAUGCAACAAAAACGUUUCUAAGAGCAUUAAUAAAAUUCCCCUGAAUCAUGGCGCAGACAAGAAAACCCAAUGUGAGGAGAUCUGUAAAGCAGCCAAGGAACACAGUGCAGACAUGAUGGUUAUGAGUCACAAAGGCGACACUACCAAUGCCGACCCUGGUGUGCUUGGGCUUACUACUGACUACUGCGUGUGCAAUGCUGGUAUUCCUGUCUGUGUGCUGUAUCUACCAUGCAGUUUUGUACCUAUCAGCAGAUGUGAGAAUUAAAAUUGUGCUGUAUCUACCAAGUCAAUGAGAAAAUUAGCAGAGUGUUCUUUGUCACCAAGGAAAUCUGAGAAUUAGUAAGUUGUACUGUGUUUGCCAAGCAAAUGUGAGAAUUGUUAAUUUGUACUGUAACUACUACAGAAAUUUGAGCUGUGUCUACCAAGAAAAUGCCAAAAGUUACUGAAACUAAAAAAAUGAAAAGGGGUGGAUGCGAAAAAUGUGCUUAAUAUAGUUUAGAGUAAUGUUGUCUUUGUAGCCACACCCGUAGAACAUAUUUUGCUUUGCUCUGGACCUAUAAGGGAUACAAAAUAAGGUCAUUCUUUUUUUUGGGGGGGGGGGGGAUUUAGCGAUGCCAAAUAAGGUCAUUCCUUUGAUGAGCGAAUUUCGGGAUACCAAAUAAGGUCAUUCCUUUGGGGAGCAAAUGUAGGGAUGCCAAAUAAGGUAAUUCCUUUGGGGAGCAAAUUUAGGGAUGCCAAAUAAGUUCAUUUCUUUGGGGAGCAAAUUUAGGGAUACCAAAUAAUGUCAUUCCUUUUGGGAGUAAAUUUAGGGAUGCCAAAUAAGGUCAUUCCUUUGGGGAGCAAAUUUAGAGAUAACAUAUAAGGUCAUUCCUUUUGGGAGCAAAUUUAGGGAUGCCAAAUAAGGUCAUUCCUUUGGGGAGCAAAUUUAGGGAUGCCAAAUAAAGUCAUUCCUUUAAGGAGGGGAAUUCAGGGAUACCAAAUAAGGUCAUUCUGUAAAAAAAUUCCAAAUGGCUUGGUAUAACUUACAGUUAUCAAUUUUAUUCUUUCUUCUCGCUAAACCGCAAAGAAGCAACUGAAAGACCAUAAUACCAUACAAUAUUCCAGAUUGAGAAUAUAUAAUCAAUAGUUGGAGUAACAGUUUUUUUAAGAAAAAGUGUAAAUUGUAUAACACAUCUGGAAAAAGAUAUGUAAAGUGGAAUUAAUUAGUUAAUUAAUAAUUCCAGAUAUAUGAUUUGAUGUUUUCUCGUAAUAUAUUAAAACCAAAGCCCUGUCUUUCAUAAUUUAUCUAUUUUCGCGUACUGAGGUAAUUGCCAUAGGAAACUUGAAAAAAAAGAAGAAAAUUGUUUUUGUUGGAGAUGGUCGAAAUGGGUGGAUAUAUUAAAAACAAUGCCCUGUCUUUCAUAAUAAAUUUACUUCCGCGUACUAAGGUAAUUGCCAUAGGAAACUCGAGAAAAAAAAAGAAAAUUGUUUUAUUGUUUAAGAAGGUCGAAAUGGGUAUAUAUAUUAAAAACAAUGCCCUGUCUUUCAUAAUAAAUAUACUUCCGCGUACUGAGGUAGUUGCCAUAGGAAACUCAAGAAAAAGGAAGAAAAUUGUUUUAUAGUUUGAGAUGGUCGAAAUGGCUAGAAUACUGAGGGGGCUAAAAA